AUGAGUAUAGAAGAAAGAGGAAGGUCAAGAGAAGGAAGGAAACUUGACAAGAGACAAGAACAGUCUACAAGAAAUGGAAGGGUCACUAACGAUCCCGAAGCGACGUCGCCCAAGAACCUGAUCAUGAAUAUGUUACUUGCUGUUUACUGCAGAGAUGUCUAUGGUAUCUUCAGCAUCGGUAGGUGUCGGGUUCUAUCUGGUGUAUGCUACGCACUUGAAUUCGCGAAGAAUCCUGUAUGUAUGCUAGAACCGGUGAUGCAGAUCUCCUGUCAGUCUGGACAGACGAUCCCUGUCAUCGGGGUGGAUGUUCCUGCAUGUGCUUACCCACUUGGCUUUUUCUCUGGCUGCAGCGGAUACGGCAUGGAUACUUCCCCGAAAACCCGGCUCCAGUUGGCUUCCCUUCCCCUCUUGUGGAAUCUACACAUCAACUCCGUGGGCAGCGAACAGAUUCCUUCUCAGCCGGACCAAAGUCAUUUCCCUCUUCUGUCCACAGAUUCUUGUGGAAUGCUCCACAGUCUUCCACAGAAAAUGACGGAGAGGUACUUCUCCCUUCUCUUGAAUCUGUGGAAUAUAGCCUGUCAGCUCAAUAAAAGUCAAGUCACUAAUUCUCAGAGUCUGUGUAGUCCGCAAGCCAGAUUUCUGACCUGUCGCUCAGUCGCCUGUUUGACUGACUGCCAUUGCUGUGGUCCCAAAAGAGGCGGGCCAUCAUGCCUUGACAUUCACUGA
This is a messenger RNA of Aspergillus niger, 726 nucleotides long. RefSeq lists its product as hypothetical. The coding region runs from base 1 to 726 and encodes 241 amino acids. NCBI's taxonomy places the organism in Eukaryota, Fungi, Ascomycota, Eurotiomycetes, Eurotiales, Aspergillaceae. The transcript has 3 exons. The record is from RefSeq and is a predicted model, not a curated record.